AUGCUCCAUCGCGACGACCCUGUGAUUCCCGUUAAAACGAUUAUUGAUUACCUGAACGACGAAAUCGGUGCAGGACGCAUCCGAGCAGCUGCCGCCUCUAAUUGGCAUCCCCAGCGCAUUAUCGAUGCCAAUACCUACGCCGCCGAGAAUGGGUUGGCAGGAUUUGUUUCCUGUAGCAACAACAUCAGUCUCGCAGUACCGAUGGAGCCGAUGUGGGGUGGUUGUGUCUGUGUAGACGAUGCCGCUCGCGAAUGGCACAAAGAGAGUCAGUUCCCGUUGAUGCCCUGGUCCUCGCAGGCACGAGGUUUCUUCAGCGGCGCGUUUACACCGGAGAACCGCGAAAACGGAGAUAUGGUGCGUGUCUAUUACAAUGACGGCAAUUUUGAAAGACUCACACGUGCAAAGAAAUUAGGCGAAAAAUACGGCUAUUCCGCAAUUCAGGUCUCUCUCGCAUACUGCUUGAAUACUUCAUUUCCUGUUUUUCCAAUCGUCGGACCGGCGACCUUAACAGAGAUGGAUUCCUCACUCGGUUCAAUGAGACUUGAACUGUCCGACGCUGAAAUGGAGUGGCUCAACUUAGAAACGGAUGGAAACCCCCUAUGA
This is a messenger RNA of Geodia barretti, 603 nucleotides long. The record is from the annotation of a GenBank genome assembly. Lineage: Eukaryota; Metazoa; Porifera; Demospongiae; Tetractinellida; Geodiidae.